Messenger RNA from Psylliodes chrysocephalus, 6405 nucleotides. The record is from the annotation of a GenBank genome assembly. NCBI's taxonomy places the organism in Eukaryota, Metazoa, Arthropoda, Insecta, Coleoptera, Chrysomelidae.
AAUCAGUUUUGCAAAAGUUAACCGCAUUUUGGUUUUUGGGAACCUCCGUAACGCGUCAUGUACGACGUACGGUUCAGUUUUUGUGCGGUGGUGGUUAUAUUUGCGUUAAGGGGUUCAACAGAAACAAAUGACAAUUUAAAUCUUGAUAAGGUAUUCCGUACGCCAAAAGAUUUCUCUAGAGUCAAUUUCGAUCAUUUAGAAAUUUUGGAAAGAAAUAAUUUCGACCCAGUGACCAACAACAGAGAAAAUGAAGAAUUAUCGGUACAUUCAAAAUUGCAUCCAAAAUCAGUCGCCAACGCACAAGUGAUGCUAAGGUUUGGAGGAGAUGACAUCAAAGGAACAAACUCUAUAGAUAGAAAUCGAUCACCGGGUAUCGUAACAAAAGUUGGACAUCCGUACGCUCUACAACCCAGUCAUCACCAUCAUGAAGCUCACCACCAUGCUACCAACGAGAUUAGAACUCCAUACCACCCUAAUCCAUAUGCACAGCCAUAUGGUCAUCUACCCGUUGGACAAUUUCCUUAUUCGCCAUAUUUACCUUUUGGAUUGCCACCCAGCGCUUACUAUUCUGGAUAUUACUACCCACCAGCACCUUAUUACAACAAAAUGCCAGGAGGUAUGCCCAAUGAAUCUUCGUACGCAGGACGACAUCCUUUUUUAGGGGGGACGCUCCAAACAAACAUCGCAAGCGUCAUAAACGUAAAUCAUCCAAAAAUACUAAAAACCUCGGAUCUCACCAACGACAUCAUUCCAGAAAACAACGAAAACACAAAUCCAAAAGAUAAUCAAGGACCAAUUAUGUUUCCGUACUAUCCAGGAAUAAACGUUAAGUCCAGGCCUCCAGAAAUGAUGCACUUUCAGAAGGGAAAUCAAGGUCAGGCGUAUAAUCCAUUAGAUUUCUUGGAGCCUACAAAAGCUAAUGAACCACCACCAGUUCAACCAAUUUCUCCAAAUGAACCUGCUGGAUCUAAUCCACCUCAUGGCAAUCACCACCAAAUACCACAUCGUCCUAUUGACCAUCCAAAAAAAAAACCUUCUACAGAAUAUUCAAUUGAUCUUCCUGAUACUCAUAAAGAUAAUCCAAUAAAUAUUCACUCAGUUCAUAAAGAUACAGGAAUAGAUAUACAUCACAUCGUUAAAGAAGAACCUGUUAAAUUAACCAAGUUCGAAAAAGAUGAUGUUAUUCAAAUAGGACACAAUCAAAAAGAAGCUCCUACAAACAUUAACCCUAGUGAUAAAGAUAUUGAAGGUCCAGUUAUGUUUCCGUACUAUUCAGGAAUAAGCGUUAAGUCCAGGCCUCCAGAAAUUAUGCAAUUCCAAAAGGGAUAUCAAGGUGAGAAGUAUGAUCCAUUAGAUUUCUUGGAUUCUCCAAAACCUAAUGAAGUGCCACCAGUUCAACCGAUUCCUCCAACCGGAUCUAUCGCUAAAGAAGAACCUGUUAAAUUAUCAAAAUGGGAAAAAGAUUACAUACUGCAGUUAGGAGGACAUCACAAAGACCACCCUACAAAUAUUAGCCCUAGUGAUAAAGAUACACCAAUAGAUAUGCAUCAAAUGGGUAAAGAAGAACCUGUUAAAUUAUCUAAAUGGGAAAAAGAUUAUAUACUACAGUUGGGAGGAUAUCACAAAGACCAGCCCACAAAUAUUAACCCUAUUGAUAAAGAUACACCAAUAGAUAUGCAUCAUAUAGGUAAAGAAGAACCUGUUAAAUUGUCUAAAUGGGAAAAAGAUUAUAUACUGCAGUUAGGAGGACAUCACAAAGACCAUCCCACAAAUAUUAACCCUAUUAACAAAGACCUACCACUAGAUAUUCACCAUCCAGGCAAAGACGAUUCUGUUAAAUUAUCCAAGUUCGAAAAAGAUUCUCUUAUUCAAAUAGGACACCAUCACAAAGAAGGUCCAACACACAUUAUUCCUAUUGAUAAAGAUACACCAAUAAAUAUGCAUCACACUGGUAAAGAGGAAUCUAUUAAAUUGUCUAAAUUAGAAAAAGAUAACGUAUUGCAAUUAGGACACUUCCAUAAAGAUAGUCCUACAAAUAUCAACCCUAUUGACAAAGAUCUACCUCUUGAUCUACACCAUGUUGGCAAAGAAGGCCCUGUUAGUUUUUCGAAGUUUGAAAAAGAUAAUAUUAUUCAAAUAGGAAACAAUCACAAAGAAGCUCCAACCAACAUUAACCAUGUAGAUAAGGACGACUUAAUUGAUAUAAUUCAUGGACAAAAAGAUGAUCCUACUGACAUUUAUCCAGUCGAUAAAGAAAGUCCAUUUAACAUUCCACAUGUCCUUAAAGAAUCACCAAUUGUUAUAAAUCCAGUAGACAAAAAAUCCACAGAACCAAUCCAUGUUCAUUCACAUUACGAAGUCCAUGAACAAGAAUUGGAACCAUCAAAGCAUUUAUUAGUACCUCACAAUUUGGAUACAAAGCCAGUCCAUGAAGAAGAACUUACAGAAGAAGAACAUACAGAAGAUACGAAACCAUUACAUUCGCACCAUCAUUGUGAGUGUGAAGAUAAGAAACAUGUCCCUGACGAUACCAAGAAUCCACAUCAAUCACAUCAUCGUCAUCAUCACCACCACCACCAUCACCACCAUCAUUCUCGACCAAAAAAGAUUGAUGACGAGAAAUCCCACAUUCUUCGGAUUCCUCCGAAAAAUUCUAAAGACCUUGGCCCUAUAAAGAAAGAGUCAGACAUUGAAAUUGAACGACCAGAAAAAGAUUCAUCAUUAAAUAUCGAAGAUGUUGAUAGAGAUUGUACAGCUGAUGACCAAUCAGAAGAAGAUUCGCAAGUUGAUAUCUACCCAUUAGACAACGAUUGUCCAGUUGAAGAAGAUUCACCAAUUGAUAUAUAUCCAGUUGAUAAAGAUUGGCCCAUGGAUAUUGAUGUUGAUAAAGAAGCAACAGUUAAUAUCAGACCAGUGAAUAAAGAUAUUCCAAUACAUUUCGAGUACGUAGAUAAGGAUAAACCUUUUGACAUUUAUCAUGUAGAUAAAGAUUUACCUAUUGACAUUGAGGUAGAUAAAGAAGGAAAUGUUGAUAUUUGUCCUAUAGAUAAAGAUCAACCUUUUGAUAUAGAACCAAUAGGCAAAGAAUCAGCUAUGGAUAUAUUCCCAAUUGACAAAGAUUUACCAAUUGCCAUUGAUGUAGAUAAAGAAGGAAAUGUUGAUAUUUAUCGUAUAGAUAAAGAUCAACCUCUUGAUAUUGAACCAAUAGGCAAAGAAUCAGCUAUGGAUAUAUUCCCAAUUGACAAAGAGUUACCAAUUGCCAUUGAUGUAGAUAAAGAAGGAAAUGUUGAUAUAUACCCUAUAGAUAAAGAUCAACCUCUUGAUAUUGAACCAAUAGGCAAAGAAUCAGCUAUGGAUAUAUUCUCGAUAGACAAAGACUUACCAAUUGCCAUCGAUCAUGUAGACAAAGAAGGGAAUGUUGACAUUGAACCUGUCAAAAAAGAUUUACCGUUUGGAUUUGAAGUAAACAAAGAAUCUUCAAUUAAUAUUUUAGAAGAAAAUAAAGAUAGACCAUUAGAAAUAAAUGCGGUAAAAAAAGAUGCACCUAUACAUAUAUUAUCAGUAAAAAAAGAAACUCCUAUUGAUAUAUCGGUCAACAAGGAGAUUGCUGUCGACAUUCAAUCUGCGAAGAAGGAGUCUCCUAUAGAAAUAUUCGUUGACAAGGAACCAUCACUUGAUAUUCAAUAUGUGGACAAAGAGGCUCCUAUUGAUAUAUUGGCAGAUAAAGAAGGUUUAAUCACCAUUCAUUCUUGGGAUAAAGAAACUCCAAUUGAUAUAUUAGCGGAUAAAGAAGGUUCAGUUCAUAUUCAAGAAGUUGACAAAGAUAAACCAAUUGAUAUAUCCUCAAUUAAAGAUGGAACUGCUUAUAUUCAAUAUGUGGAUAAGGAUACACCAAUCUACAUAUCACCAAAUAAAGAAUCAUCUCUAACUUUCCAGUCCAUAGAUAAUGAUAGACCAAUUGAUUUAUCAUCAAAUAAAGAAUCAUCUAUCCUCAUAGACGUUCUUGAUAAUGAUAGACCGAUUGAUAUAUCACCAAAUAAAGAGUCAUCUGUCGUUAUCCAAUCUAUUGAUAAUGACAGGCCUAUUGAUAUAUUAGCCAAAAAAGAAUCUUCUCUGUUCCUUCAACCUGUGGAUAAAGAAGAACCUAUUGCGAUAACAGAAAAUAAGGAAGCUCCAGUUUAUAUACAACAAGUUAAAAAAGAGACGCCGAUUGAUAUAUUAGAAAACAAUGAGGGUUCUAUUUAUAUACAACCUGUAUAUAAAGAAACACCUGUUGAUAUAGAAUAUAAAAAGGAAGCUCCUAUGUAUAUUCAGCCUGUAUAUAAAGAAACACCUAUUGAUAUAGAAUCAAAUAAAGAAACUAUCUAUCUACAACCUGUAUAUAAAGAAACACCUGUUGAUAUAGAAUCAAAUAAAGAAUCCCCUAUGUAUAUACAAUCGGUUAAAAAGGAAACACCUAUUGACGUUGACGUAAACAAAGAAGGAUCUAUUUACAUUCAACCAGUCUAUGAAGAAACACCCAUAGAUAUAUCAGCCAAAAAAGAAUCUUCUAUUUACAUUCAACCUGUUUAUAAAGAAACACCAAUCGAUAUAGAAAGAAAUAAUGAUGUUCCAGUUUAUAUACAACCUGUAGAAAAAGAUGAACCUAUAGGUAUAUUGCCAGUAGAAAAAGAUUCUCCAAUCUGCUCACCUGAAGUAAAGAAAGACGAACCCAUUUAUAUACCUCCAGUGUGUAUCAAUGAAGAAGAUGUAUACGAAGUAGUAACACCAGAUCACCAUCACCACAGGUACAGACCACCAGUUUCUGCUUCACAAUAUGAAGUUGUUGAACCCAUGGAUGAAGGUGUAUGCGAAUGUUUAUCACCCGAUCAGUAUGAGGUUGUUGAACCUAAUGAGGAUAAUUAUCAACAACCUGAUAAUAACAUACGUCCAGUAGAAGAACCAAGUUGUUAUGAUGUUGGAGAAACAGAUGAAAUUAAAUAUGAAGCUCCAAUUGAAAUAAAACGCCCUGACAAUGAGUACUAUGUAGUUGAAAAUAACGAUGACGGUCCAGUCGACAUUGUUUUAUUACCAGAGGAAGGCACCUGCUCAUUUAAUGACGAAGUGAAGCAAGUAGAACCUCUUUACAUUGAACCAGUCAAUAAAAAAUGCAGUUCAAUUGAUGAAUUAGCCAACGAACCAAUCGAUUUUUGCUCAUUUAGUGAUGAUAACAGUAACACAGGUGAGGUGAAGCAAGAAGAACCCCUUUACAUUGAACCAGUUAAUCAGGAAUGCAGUUCAAUUGAUGAAUUAGCUAACGAACCAAUCGAUUUCUGCUCAUUUAGUGAUGAUAGCAGUAACACAGGUGAAGUGAAGCAAGAAGAACCCCUUUACAUUGAAUCGGUUAAUAAAGAAUGCGGUCCAAUUGAGAUGUUAGCCAAAGAACCAAACGUGGUAACUUGGGACACCAUUGAACAAGGAUCACUGCCAGAAUGUCCGUGUCCAACACCUCAUAAAGUGCAUUACAUAGACGUUGAGUUAUCGCAACCACAUCAAGGAUGUGAAGAAGUUGAAGAAUGGUUAAAUAAAUCGCUAAUACCAUACGAAUGCGGUAAAUGUGGAAAGAAAAUGUUAGUAACCUAUCCUAUAACCGAAGAUUUAGCAACGCAUGUGAUAUCAGCUCCAGAAUUUGAAGAUACUGACGUGUCAGACUCAAAAUGCCCCUGUUGUCAGUUGAAAGGAUUCUGCGAUUGUAAAAAUUGUCAGUGUGGAAGAGACCCAAUUGUCCCGUAUGGUAAGAGGUUUAGCGAAGACGUGGAUUCUUUGUUAAGGGUAGUUCAUGCUAAACCUGACUGGACUCCUACAUACCCACAUCGAAUUUGGGAUCAUCUGGAAGCCAGUCCUUACUCUACAGGGUUCGCUCAUUCUUAUAAAACCACUUCGUCUUUGGGUUUUACAAAAGUGGGCAAUCAGGAACCAAAAGUAACGUUUAAUGGUUAUUCGUCACAUUCUGGUGGAGGAUAUUACUCAGAUCCUUUCAAGAGUGUAUUAUAUAGACAACCAACGGUCCUUGAUGUGGUUUCAAAGCCUAAUCCUUGUAAAUCGGAUUUGGAAUUGAAACAAUUUGAGCGGCCUCAGAUGUAUAAGAUCGUUCCUAAAUACGAAAUAAUUCCUAGAGAGAUUAAACCUCUAGAGAUACCCAAACUGUUGCCCACAGAGAGUUUUAUGUGCUGCAAGUUAGCUCCUCCGCAUGACAAUAAAAUGGUCUGCCAAAGACAGUACAUUGCUGGCGACCAACAUGUGUUGAUAGAGAGAGAUGAGGCGUGAAACUUAGAUAAAUUUCGUAAUUUUUAAUUUACUGUGAUUUAGUGUAUUAUUUCGUAAAAUUUUGAUUAUAUUUAUUUUAUUUGUAGUAUGUAGCGUGUA